AUGUUUGGCCAGUUCUCCCCUGGUGAGCCCUACAGUGCUCUCUCUACCACACCGCCCUUGAAUCCAGCACACCUGCUUCAGCCCUUCCGCUUCCGCUCACGAACUGAGCCCAUAGACUGGAGGCGUCUCUCUGCUCUCGACGUGGAACGUGUUGAGCGAGACAUGGAUGUUGAUAUGCUUCAGAAUUUCAUUACGACCGUAACGUUCUGUGCCGUGGAGGGCGAGAGGUGCCCAAACUGUCGAGGACCUGCUGACCCUUCUUUGAUCAAACUGCUUCGUAUGUCUCAGCUGAGCACUGAGUACCUGCUGCACUGCCAGGACUUGCUGAGCUCUCAGCUGUCAGGACUGGAAGAGCGCCUGCAGGCGGCACUCUCUCUGGUCCAGCGAGGAGAAGAACAACGAGCAGAACUUGAAAAAAAUUGGCAAGAAGCCAAACAGGAGAGUCGACGGAGAAAAAAAAUGAUUGCCACUCAACAGCUCCUCCUGCAGGCCAGUGCUAAUCAUUAUCACAAGUGCCAGUUCUGUGAAAAAUCAUUUGUCAACUACUCUUACUUACAAGCACAUGUUCAGCGACGACAUCCUGAAGUUACAGAUGCAGAGAGACAAAAGAAGCGGAAGGUAGAAGAGAUGGAAGAUAGGAUAGAAGAGCUGAAGGAGAAACUGAGAUUGACGCAAAUGCAGCUACAGGCAGAGAGAGAAACAGAAAGUUUGAGGCGUCAGCAGGAUCAAGAGGAGCAGCAAAGGAGAGAACAGUCAGAGAAGGAAGCACUGGAGAGAUGGAAAGAAGAGGAGAGAAGAAAAUCUCAGCAGGAAAUUGGAGAGCUGAGACAGUUAUUUCUCCAGGAGUCUAAAGACAUGGCAAGCAAGAGCUCAUGCAUAGAGGCUAAACUGCUAAUGUUGCAGAACAAAGAGGUGGGUGAAGCUAAUAAUGUCACUUUACAAGAAGAGAGUGACCCUGAGAAAGAACUGAGAGAAAACAAAGAGAGAGAGCUAAAAGAGAAAAUGUCCAGGAAGAAAAGUGAAUGGAAGAAGAAAUUACAGGAAGCACAGAACAGACAUCGACAGGAGAAAGAAGAGCUGAAGAGUGAGAAUGCCAGGCUUGUGAAGGCCUUGUCUGUGGAGAAGAACUCUGGCUCCAGUCUGCAGAAACUUCAGCAGCAGGUUGUCUCUCUCUCUUCUCAGCUGAGCCAGAAGGACAGACUCAUCAAAUCUCAGGAGGAGAAGGUUGCUCCAGUGGUUUUGCAAAAAGCCCAAGAUGCUCCUGAGGAACCAGAGGAGGAAGAUGAAGAGAGCAUGGAGGAUUCAGAUGAACCCCAGUGGAAGGUUCUAAAGUUACAUAAAGGAAAGUCAGAGCUGAUGAAAGCGUCUAGACCUAUUCUAGAAGAAUCACUGGAGGAGAAACUGGAGAAUAUGGGACUGCGGAAGGGUACCAAGGGUAUCUCUAAGCAAACUUUUAAGAGUCUGAGUGCUCUGUUGACUGGUCAGUGGCUGCAGAGAUACAGACAGCAGCCAGACCUUCAGAACCAAAGAGACAACCUGGCACGUGAGGUCAUCAGGCGAGUGAAAAGCCUACAGAAUAGCCAGGGGAAAUUAACACCCAGCACUUUAAAACAGGGGGGAAAGAAAAAUUCAACCCUAGUGAAGGAAAAAAGCCUCCAAUCCAGGGAGGACUCAAAGUCAUCCAUUCAGAGGGCCAAGAGCCAGCAGCCACAAGCACUUAUUCCAACACCCACCCCACGCUCCAAUGCACCUCAGAAUCAGACUCCAAAAACACAGCAAAAAAAGAAUGGCACACCACCUUUCAGUUCAGAUGAGGAUGAGUCAGUUGAGGACAGUGCCUAUAUCACCAGCUCACGGGGCAGGCCUUCCUCCUCUGUGCGCCUUGUCCAAUCAGGAUCACUGCUGAACCCAACAGCUGAUCCCGAUUGGACAGACAGUGAACUGUCAGAGGCUUCUGACACACCCAAACUCCACAAAAGUCCCAAUGCACGUGGUUCUGUUGUCCAAACACUGACAAGAAGUUUGGAAAGACAGCUAAGCACACCAAUCAAAAAGCCUGUGGGCGGGACUAGAGUUCUGCCCUCAUCCAGCCCCUCCCCUCGCCCUGCCAUUGUAAAACAGAGAGCGCUGUCUGAUGAGGAGAGUGACUUGGAGCUGUCCUCCAUAAAAGAGCUAACAGCCAACCGUGCAGGAGUACACAAAAGUUCAGAGGUCGGCGGGACCUCAGGGACCAGUGCGUGGAGUUCUGUGGCCAGUAGACCAGGAGCGUGGUGA
Messenger RNA from Sinocyclocheilus rhinocerous, 2274 nucleotides. Its product is annotated as zinc finger protein DZIP1L-like. The record is from RefSeq and is a predicted model, not a curated record. Gene Ontology annotation, cellular component: ciliary basal body; cytoplasm. The coding region runs from base 1 to 2274 and encodes 757 amino acids. The transcript is spliced from 14 exons. Lineage: Eukaryota; Metazoa; Chordata; Actinopteri; Cypriniformes; Cyprinidae. Gene Ontology annotation, biological process: cilium assembly.